Molecule: messenger RNA, 2187 nt
Organism: Nipponia nippon (crested ibis)
Lineage: Eukaryota; Metazoa; Chordata; Aves; Pelecaniformes; Threskiornithidae
Source: RefSeq, a predicted model, not a curated record
AUGGAGCUGGUGACGAUGCUGGACGGAGGCCGGGAGCGGGCAUCGCUGCCUGCCAGGCACAGCGCGGUGCCAGCGGCGAGCGCGGCCACGCAGCACGUCAGUCCCCCCGCCGGCGGUGGGGAUUUCACCUCGCUGGGAGCAGGGCCCCCGGACAGCCUGUCUGCCGGGACAGCGACCCACCUGCCCACCCGCAGCCUUCCUCCCGCCACUGGAAGUCAUCAUCGUGCUGUGGGCAGCCAGGAGAGAAGCAUGAGGAUUUCUCCCGGCACCCCUGUGGCUGCGGAGGGCAUACUGCGGGUUUUGGCAGCCACCAGCACCGAUUCGGCCGAGAGGACGCUGGGCGGGCACCGUGAGGCCUGGGACAUGGCAGGGUUCGACAAUGCAAUGAAGACGGUGCUGCUGCCUCCCUCCGCAGAGACUCGUCCCCCAGGCUUUUCAAGUAGCCAUCAGCCAGCCAGUAGCAUCGAUGCUGAGAAACGGACCUCGGUUUCUCAUACAGACGGCACGUACAUUUCAACCACAUAUACCAGAGGAGGAGAAAGAACCCUCCUGUCUAUCUCGAAUAGCAGCACCUCUGCUGACUCCUCGGAAAGUUCUACCUUUUUUUCUGAAAUUUCCAACCCUUCUGAUUCAUUGAAGUCUUCUGUGGCACAGGACAGGACAAGCAACAUAUCCAGCGAUGACAGUUUUGUUGAACCAUCUACAGAGCCGUUGCUGGUACACUCUUCCAAACUGUUGACUUCUGCUUCUGCAGGCAGUGUACCAAAUACAACUCUCUUCAACACUGACUCUGAGUUGUUGACUACUGGCCGAUCCUCUCUGUCUUCAUCAGCAUUUCCAGCCUCUUCCUCAUCCAACGAUCGUGGUCAAGUAAGCACCUCUCUAGCUACAACUGUGGUCAGGCGAGUGCCCUCCACAGCUGCCAUGGCCGGGAGCUCGCCCAGAGGGACCAACAAGCACAAUGUCACACACCAUCCCCAAAACAGCACCACCUUCACCUCCAACGGGUCUCCUCCUCUCCCCACAGCACCCAUGGAGCAGCUUGGUGGACACAUCGUGUCCGUGUUUGCUCCCGUGAUGGUAACGGAGACCACCUCGCUGAGAGCCGUCACCGUACAGGGAGAUGUGGAUAAAUGUCUUUCCAACCCUUGUCCUGCACUCGCCACCUGCAACAACACCCGUGGCUCCUAUAUCUGUCAGUGUCCUCUUGGAUAUGAGCUGGAAAAAGGAAAGUGCAAUUUAGUAAGAACAUUCAUUGGCCAGGUCCCCCUGAAACUUAAUAUUACCCAUGGGAAGUAUGCAGAGCUCCUCCACGUCGAGGGUGAAAUCCUGGCGAUGCUCAAUGCAUCACUGUCGGGCUUGCCGGGGUACCGCCACUCCACAGUUAAGGCAACCAGGGAGGCAAAUUUUGUGCAUGUUUCAGUGCAAUCCACGUUCUCUUUAGCAUCCAACGUGACUUUCUACGAUGUUGUCAGCAGCGUGAAAAGCUACAUUCGAGCUUGCAAAUCCCCCACCGAAGUCUGCCAGUUCAUCUCCAGCCUGAAACCGCUCCACAGAGUUGGCAGCUUGUGCAAGCAGAAAGACCCCGAAUGCGACAAGGAAACUUCUGAAUGCACCGACUUCGAUGGAGUCGCACUCUGCCAGUGCAAAAGUGGGUACUUCAAAUACAACAAGAUGGACCACUCCUGCAGAGCCUGUGAAGAUGGAUAUAAGCUGGAAAAUGAGACCUGUGUGAGCUGCCCGUUUGGCUUAGGUGGAUUCAACUGUGGAAACUCAUAUCAGCUCAUCACUGUGGUGAUCGCGGCUGCAGGAGGGGGACUUCUGCUUAUCAUGGGCAUAGCCCUGAUUGUCACCUGCUGCCGGAAGAAUAAAAAUGACAUAAGUAAACUCAUUUUCAAGAGUGGAGAUUUCCAGAUGUCGCCAUAUGCUGAAUAUCCGAAGAACCCCCGGGCACAGGAGUGGGGCAGAGAGACCAUCGAGAUGCAAGAGAACGGAAGCACCAAGAACUUGUUGCAGAUGACAGAUGUGUAUUAUUCGCCAACUGGACUGAGAAAUCCUGAACUGGAAAGAAACGGACUUUAUCCUCCCUACACUGGUUUGCCUGGAUCUCGACAUUCAUGCAUCUACCCUGGACAAUACAAUCCAUCCUUCAUUAGUGAUGAAACCAGAAGAAGAGACUAUUUUUAG